AACACAGCGCGGACCAAUACAGUUCCUCUGUAGGCAGGUCUCUCUAUUUGUAUUCUGAUUGAAUCGGUUCAGAUUGUAUUAGUUUGACGAGAAGAGGAGCAGGAAAAACGGGGAGAUCUUUUUAACUAAAUGCUGUAACUGUGGUUCGACAUGAACCGAUGCGUAAUGGCAAAUAUGGAAUGAGUAGAUCUUCAACCAGCCGCGCUAAGUCGUGACGGUUUUAUUGUCUGCGACGCCUCUGUUUUACCAGACUGCAUUUACAGGGAUGCAUCCGAUGAUAACUGCGCAGGGAUGCCUCCGAUGAAUAUGGACAAACAGGGCGUCUGUUACAAUGACGAAGACUUCUUCCUUUUUGUUUUUCACACGGGCCAACAAGAGAAACACUGCAGCGUCGGCUAUGAACAACUCAAACGCUCCUCUCAUCCAUCGUUUCUAUGAAGAACAUUGCGCAGUGCAGUGAAAGCGGGAUAUCGUGGUGUGGAUUUCUGACUGGGGGUGAAUAUAUUAGCAAAUCAGUUGGUAUUCAACUGGGUAUCGGUUCCCAUUAUUAGAUCUACAUAUACUGUCAAUGUAAGGGGCGGAGGGUACAAAUGAGAGGCAAACAAUAUCACCCACUUAAGUUGACAGCUCCUUGGGAGAAGGAUGCUGGCUUUGGGAGGAAGCUUAAAACCUACAGGAAUCAUACCAAGAUAAUAGCACAGCCUGGGAUCGUGAUGAAAGUCCUCCGUAGGAAGCGGAUUGUUUUAUUUAUGGCCUAUUUCUUACUGCUGGUCCUCACUAUGCUUAACUUGGCUAAUUACAAAUGGACUAAAGAGCCACAGCAGUGUAAUCACCAGAUGAGGAGCACCAGUUAUCAGAGCAGAUCUGACAUUCGCUUCCUCUACAGGCCUUCUCUAGCUAAAAAGAGACAGCUAAUCUAUGUUCUGACCACUUGGAGGUCAGGCUCAUCGUUUUUUGGGGAGCUUUUUAACCAAAAUCAUGAAGUGUUUUUCUUGUAUGAGCCAAUGUGGCAUAUCUGGCAGAAACUGUACCCAGGUGAUGCAGUCUCAUUACAAGGGGCAGCCAGGGACAUGCUGAGCUCCUUAUACCGCUGUGAUCUGUCUGUAUUUCAACUUUACAAUAGCCCUGGGGGCAAGAAUUUCACUUCCCUAGGGCUAUUUGGGGCCACCCUCAACAAAGUGGUAUGCUCUUAUCCCCUCUGUUCAGCCUACAGGAAAGAGGUAGUGGGGAUGGUGGAUGAUAAGGUGUGUAAAAAGUGCCCCCCUCAAAGCCUUAGACUACUGGAGGAGGAGUGCCUCAAAUACAACACCAUAGUCAUUAAAGGGGUACGGAUUUUAGAUCUUAAUGUGCUGGCCCCCCUCAUGGAGGAUCCAUCCUUAGAUUUGAAGGUGAUACAUUUGGUCAGAGACCCGCGGGCAGUGGCUAACUCCAGGAUCAAAUCCAGACAUGGCCUGAUAAGGGAGAAUUUACAGGUGGUCCGCAGCAGGGACCCAAAACUCCGCCGGAUACCUUUUGUGGAUCCGGCACACAAAGCCAACAAGAAGGAUGGCUCAGAUUACCACUCCAUAGGAGCCAUGGAGGUGAUCUGUGACCGCACCUCCAGGACUCUUAGGACCGCUUUAAACCCACCCAGCUGGCUGAAAGGGAAGUACAUGGCUGUGCGGUAUGAGGACCUGGUUGAGAACCCGGUUAAGACUCUGAGGAGUGUCUACCACUUUGCCAACCUGACCGCCAACCAUGACAUCGAGUCAUUUGCUUUAAACAUGACCAGUGGCUCCAGUGCCUCCUCCAAGCCAUUCAUAGUCUCGUCCAGGGAUGUCACACAAGCUGCAAGGGCAAAAAAGAUCAAACAAGUGGAGGACUACUGCCACCAUUCCAUGUCUGUUCUAGGGUACGAAAGAGUGAGAACAGCCGGAGAGGCCAAGGACUUGAGCAAAUCACUAGUGACACACUCCAAGCUGUGAAGCUGUUCAUAUCGCCAAAGACCUUUUGAUUUAAUGUUCAUUUUGCAUCAAGUUUCUUAUUGUGGAAUUAAAGCUUUACAUUAAAUCAGCUCUGGAGGGGCUCCACUGGCCAUGACGGGAAUGUAUCAUGUUUCUAUCAGUUGAGUUUUAGUGGUAUUUGAAGGGACCACUUCUUUUAUACCUGAAGAACUACUGGAUGUGUCUGACAACACAAGGCCUAUGAACUUGAACAGUGAAGUGAUAAUAAAAAAAUAAAUUAUAUAAUUCACAUAUCUUAUGACACUUCAAAGUGGAUGUUUUGAGCUUAUUUUUGAAUGUUCAAACUUAGAAAAAAAUGCUUUUCUCAGUCUCCAUUUUGUCUGUAAAGGUAAAAAUUGUGGAUAAAAAAAGAAUUGGAAUAAAGCAGGACACUGUUUAUUUGUAAGAGCUGGUUGAAGUCAGAGACAAUCAAUAAAUUGGUUUGUUGAUGUGCCAUAGCUAAAGGUGUGAUGAGUAGGCUACAUCAGAACAUCAUUAGUGCUAUUUUUUUAGAUUUAAAAAGGGAUGUUUUGAUUUUUGUAACCAAAUCCUCAUAAAAUAAUGUCGUGCACGUUAGACAUUGUCAUGGCUUUGGAGCUGAAAAAUCUCUUUCAGUGUAAGUGUAAGUGUCUGUUCUACCAUUUCAAAUGUUUACAAUUGCUUGCUCAUAUGACAACACACAUUCUGGAAAUAUUACGUUGAGUAAAGUUCACAGUUAAAACAAGUUGUGCAUGUAUGUUGAAGAACCUGCUGUACAUUUCAAAACCAACAAAAAUACAACAGAAUUGCAACAAAUUUACAAAAACACAAGUGGUUCUCAAAUCCUGGUUUUUAGAAAUUCACAAACUGGAUUUAAUAUUUUUAUAAAUGCUGCCAAUAUCUAUGUUGCACGUAGGUUAAAUAAUAAUGUAGUUCUAUAUAUUUGAGAUGUUUCAAUGCAUACUGUACCUUAGUUAAGUACAUUAUGCACCACUGAGCCUUCUACCAUUUGUGAACCGCUGU
Molecule: messenger RNA, 2984 nt
Organism: Monopterus albus (swamp eel)
Lineage: Eukaryota; Metazoa; Chordata; Actinopteri; Synbranchiformes; Synbranchidae
Gene: chst2b
Product: carbohydrate (N-acetylglucosamine-6-O) sulfotransferase 2b
Exons: 1
Coding region: 591-1964 (457 amino acids)
Biological process (GO): sulfur compound metabolic process; carbohydrate metabolic process; N-acetylglucosamine metabolic process
Cellular component (GO): Golgi membrane
Molecular function (GO): N-acetylglucosamine 6-O-sulfotransferase activity
Source: RefSeq, a predicted model, not a curated record